Molecule: messenger RNA, 5374 nt
Organism: Miniopterus natalensis
Lineage: Eukaryota; Metazoa; Chordata; Mammalia; Chiroptera; Miniopteridae
Gene: CTTNBP2NL
Product: CTTNBP2 N-terminal like
Biological process (GO): protein dephosphorylation
Cellular component (GO): actin cytoskeleton
Molecular function (GO): protein phosphatase 2A binding
Source: RefSeq, a predicted model, not a curated record
CUGGGAACAAAAGGCGGGAAGCGCCUGAAGAAAAUUCAGGUUCAGCCGUCUAGGUUUAGGCUCAGUCUGGGCCCGUGGCCUUUGGGUUCCUCUUAGAGCCCCUCUUUUAUGGUGGGGUUUUUUUUCUCUCCACGAGACACUGACACAUAAGUGAUGUUAUUGUUUUUACAAGACUGGUAUCGUCUUAAAUCUCAGAGGUAAGGCUACAUGAAACACAGUCAGCUCCAGCUGUUGUCGCAGGCGUGCGACUGCCGCACAGGGUCUGUCGUGUGCUCGUGAAGGCUUUGUCAAGCUCACCUUCAUUUCAGCGGGUGCAAAAUGUUGACGAUUUUGGCCUCAUGCGAAUGCCAUUGGACCCCUAGGAGUCACCUAUUGCUGGCACUCCCUUGUAGUACACAGUUUGCCCUGUUUUCAGCUUGUCUCUUGCUUUCAAUCUGCAGUCCAUCUUACUACUGUUACCUACGGCUAAAGCUCAGGGCAGCGAGAUGCAAGGAGCUGGAAUCGCAGAGGGUGAUUAGAAUGGCCCUCUUUUACCUUCCUGAUUAAACUUUCUAAAAGUAGACUUCCUGAAGGUAAUUACUUUUGAAUAGUUAGGUUCCAAGUUUUCAGAGCCACUCUCUGUGAUUGUUUCCAGAUCUCCAAUAAAAACACAAAGAAGAAACUGUGUGGAGGGUCCUUCCAGCAAACACGGAGUGUACUGCUGUAGGAGGCAUUGGACACUUUUUCACCAUGUUGACGGCAUUUUAAAUAUAUUGUCUAUUUCCCCAAAUUUUAACUGAAGAAAACUGGAAGCGUUUAUACCCGAGGACUGAAGUGUGACUGCCAGUUAUCAGGCUUUCAGGAUGAAUCUGGAAAAACUCAGCAAGCCUGAACUCCUAACACUGUUCAGUAUUCUUGAAGGAGAGCUCGAAGCCAGGGAUCUUGUUAUAGAAGCUCUAAAGGCCCAACACAGAGAUACGUUCAUCGAAGAACGCUAUGGGAAAUACAACAUCAGCGAUCCCCUGAUGGCGCUGCAGAGAGACUUUGAAACGCUGAAGGAAAAGCAGGAAGGCGAAAAGCAGCCAGUGUGCGCCAGCCCCCUGUCCAUCCUCAGGGCGGUGAUGAAGCAGUGCAGGAACAUGCAGGAGCGGAUGCUGUCCCAGCUGGCUGCCGCCGAGAGCAGGCAUCGCAAGGUGAUCCUCGACCUUGAGGAGGAGAGGCAGAGGCAUGCCCAGGACACUGCAGAAGGCGACGAUGUCACCUACAUGCUGGAGAAGGAGAGAGAGAGGCUGACCCAGCAGUUGGAAUUUGAAAAGUCCCAAGUGAGGAAGUUUGAGAAGGAGCAGAAGAAGCUGUCAGGCCAGCUGGAAGAGGAGCGUGCCCGCCACAAGCAGCUCUCGUCCAUGCUGGUGCUCGAGUGCAAGAAGGCCAGCAGCAAGGCGGCCGAGGAGGGCCAGAGGGCGGGCGAGCUGAGCCUGAAGCUGGAAAAGGAGAAGGGCCGGGUGAGUGAGCUGGAGGAAGAGCUGGCGGCCGAGAGGAAGCGAGGCCUGCAGACUGAGGCCCAGGUGGAGAAGCAGUUGUCUGAGUUUGACAUCGAGAGAGAGCAACUGAGAGCAAAACUGAACCGAGAAGAGAAUCGAACCAAAACUCUGAAAGAAGAGAUGGAAAGUCUGAAGAAGAUUGUGAGGGAUCUAGAAGCUUCUCACCAGCAUAGGAGCCCUAAUGAGCAAUCAAAGAAGCCAGUGACCACGUCUAAAGGCACAGGGACUGAGCCUCCCAGGCUCAUGUCUGUUUUCUGCCAAACGGAGAGUUUUCAGGCAGAAAGAACCCAUGGGAGCGGUGUAGCCAAGAUGACAGCCACUGGGCUGCCCGGCCCCACCACUCCUACUUACUGUUAUGCAAAAGCCAAUGGUCAUUUUGACCCAGAGGUGCCAGCCACCAAGGAAUCAGUUCUAGGCAGCAGUGUGGAAAACCAGGCGCCUCCUCGAGAGAAGUCUGUGGGCAUGGCCCACGAGAAAGCCGUGGAGAAUGGUGGGUGUGCCGGGGGAGGCGAGAGUCCUGUCCCAGGGCCGAGUCAGCUCCCGUCCAGCGGGAGCUCGCUGUCCCCCAGCAGCACUGCGUCGUCCUCUCUCACGUCCUCCCCUUGCUCCUCACCAGUGCUGACUAAGCGCCUGCUGGGGGCCUCGGCCAGCAGCCCCGGCUACCAGUCAUCCUACCAAGUAGGGAUCAACCAGCGGUUCCAUGCAGCUCGGCACAAGUUUCAGUCCCAAGCGGAUCAGGACCAACAAGCCAGUGGGCUGCAGAGCCCUCCAUCCAGGGAUCUGUCCCCCACCCUCAUAGACAACUCGGCCGCCAAGCAGCUGGCCCGAAACACGGUCACGCAGGUGCUCUCCAGAUUCACCAGCCAGCAGGGGCCCAUCAAGCCCGUCUCACCCAACAGCUCUCCCUUCGGCACAGACUAUCGAAACUUGGCCAACACUGCCAACCCAAGGGGUGACACCAGCCAUUCACCUACUCCAGGGAAAGUGUCCAGUCCUCUAAGUCCCCUGUCUCCAGGGAUCAAGUCCCCUACCAUCCCCAGAGCCGAGAGAGGAAACCCUCCACCCAUCCCACCCAAAAAACCUGGCCUCACUCCUUCCCCAUCCACUACUACUCCACUGACCAAAACUCAUUCCCAGGCGUCCUCUGUGACCGCCACAGAAGACCUUGCGAGCAGCUGCUCUUCCAAUGCCGUUGUGGCCAACGGCAAGGAUGUGGAGAUACUUCUGCCAACCAGCAGCUAGUCCCUGGGGCGGGGGUCUCCACAUGUGACAUUCCAGCAGGUUUUGUCCAAGAGCCGGAGUCAGACCGUUGAGUCAGAUCAUAUUAUUUAUUUUGACAGUAGCUGAAACCAUCUGUAUAAUACAUUUAGUGUAUUCCACCUUUUUGUAUUUUUUUAAGUAGAAACUGAGUAGUUGGGUUUUUAUGACACCUCUUUGUACUAGAAAGCUAGAAGGACACCUCAGAGACAUCUCAAGCUCGGCAGUCACCAUCGAGCUGUGAUGGAGGGAGCUAACUGAGUACCAGGUGGUGACUCGCUGUCUAUUUUGGGACUAGAAUCACUCUCAUUUUGAAUUAUGCAGAAGUGGUUCCUGCAGAUUUUCAUUCCAGAUGAACAUGUUUUAAAAGUGCCUGACAGAAGACCGCCCAAUGAAUGUGAGUCUGCAGCAGAAACACAAAACGGCUCGUUUAAUUGCAGAAAAUGAGACGGAUCCUCUGUGAAUUCUGAAUGUCAAAAAACGAGCACUGCUUUAAUCCUCUCUCGCUGUUUUUAAUCCUAAAGCUGCAUAAGUAGCGUGGGGAUCCUAAAGGUGGGUGUGAGCUCGCCACCAAUCAGAGCUGCUUAGAGCCCGUGAGAAGCCCUCCUGAGCAUUAAGUAGCUGGGGUGCUGAUUUUCUUGUACUCUUGAAAAAUUAAGGCGCCCCCAGUUUCCUGCAUAAAUUCCUGAAUAGGAUGAAGUCACAUCUCCAUUCAGAAAGUGUCUUCAGGCAUCUACUGUUGAGUAAGGAGCUUCUGGUUCCGACUGCUGUUACUUGAAUAGGAGCUGGUUACUCGUCCUGUGUAAAAGUUUUGCAACAGGAUGAGAUCUUUAUUCUGUAAUCAAAAAGCAAUAACUUAAAAUCCACUCUUUUAAUAUGAGUCAGAAUUAUAGGUUUGACCAAAUUGUCACACGUAUUCUCCAGGCUACCAGCACUUGGUGUCUGUAUCUGUGGAACCAAAUUAACUUUUGCCUAAAUGGAAGUAUUCAUAUCCCUGUAUAGAUUCACACUCCUUUACAUGUUUAACAUACACACAUUUAAACACAACUAUUAAUGUGAUUAUAUCUUUGGAGUUUGCAUAUAGCAUAAAGGAUGAGUAAGAAAUGCAUGUUAAGAUUACCUACCAAAGCAACUAGAUGGGUUGGAACCCAGUCAGUCAAAGGAGCAAUUGUGUCACAAGGGUGUGGGGGAAAUUCCAAAUGAAGUCAGGUCCUCAGAUUCAUGAAAAGGCAGAGCCAAACUAACCCCAGUGUCACAAAACUCAACUGGCCCCGUAAAUGGGUGAGACGGGUCACUCAGUCCCGUGGUAUAAGACAGCUGGGAGUGGUAGGAGGCAUAGCAAACUGGAGUGCCCAAGCCCCAUUUAAAGGCCUGUCCACUCCUGUUCAGUCCAGCUAAAUGCUGGGACAGGGUUACCAGCUCCUCAACUUUUUAUAAAAGCCAAAUUUUCAUGAGAAACAUUCUCAUUUUUAAAUAUCAAGAACUGAUUCAAGAAAAGUUUAAACACUGCUAGUUAAACACUUCUGCAGCUGGACUUAGUCCAUGAGCUUCUGAGUUGCAAUCUCUUUUGUUAGAAACAUGUCACUUUCAUCAUGGCAAAUUUGUGAGGACAAAAGCCUCCAGACUUUCCCACCUGUACAGCAAAGUCCGUAGAGUAUAAUGACCAUCUCCCUCUCCCAGACGACUGCCCAUAACCCGUCUCUGGUGUGGUGAUAGGAUUUUGUGUCCACGGGGAUGGACGUCACAUACACGGUGUCCAGGGAUGGUGUCCUCAUGCAUUCUCGUAGCCAACAUCUACCCAGCAGCCCCUGACCUCCUGCUGUCAUUUAAGCCUAUUUCCUCUUAAUCCCAUGAGUUGAUGGGCAGGUGAUGGAAAUUAAUGUAGAACUCACUGAGGAGCAUAUUGGUGUCUCCACAGCUUAUGGUUUGAUUAAAACCAAUACUCAAAAAUUAAAAGCUAUUAAUGCUCCAGGGAGUCUACCAGUGAUGAAGGGAGUAUCUUAAACUGCCCAAAGCAAUCAUGCACUGAGCUUUAUUCCCACGCUUAGCCAAAUGAUGGUGUUGAUGAUAAAAUAGCUGAACUUUCUAAAUAGAGGGGCUAGAGUCCCAGAGUGUUAUUACCUCUUGCUUUAAAUGGUAAUCUUAAAGGUUGCAUUGUGCUCUUCCUUUGUCUUGGCAUAGAUAUAUAUAGAGAGAGAUUAUGAGGAAGUUUAUUUCUUAGGAAGUGCACUGAAUAAUGUAUUUCUUUUACAGUGUAAUAUGGGGGUGGGGAAAUGAAAAAGAAAUGUGUAUUUUUGCUAGUUGCCUAUCUUCUGAGAUAAAUAAGCACAAUACUGCGAUGGAUCCAGUAAUCCAGUUAGGUGUUAUAGAUUAGUAUUUAAGUUUGCCGUAGGUUGUGUGUGCUGAGUAAAAGUUCCAUGAUUCACAGUUUUGGUAUUUAACCCAUGUUGCAAAAGCUACAUUUACUGGUCAAUUAUAACAAUGUGCAGCACAUAGCACAGGCAUUAAGUAGCCAUUAACAUUUGUAAAGCAAAUGCACCAUGUACAAGUCUUCAUCCAUUUUUAUAGCAGACUGCAUUAAAACAAGUUAAAUCAUA